This is a messenger RNA of Magnolia sinica, 1290 nucleotides long. Its product is annotated as mitochondrial dicarboxylate/tricarboxylate transporter DTC. Gene Ontology annotation, molecular function: oxoglutarate:malate antiporter activity. The record is from RefSeq and is a predicted model, not a curated record. NCBI's taxonomy places the organism in Eukaryota, Viridiplantae, Streptophyta, Magnoliopsida, Magnoliales, Magnoliaceae. The transcript has 6 exons. Bases 66 to 962 code for a protein of 298 amino acids.
AGAACGAGCGCCUUCUCUUUCAUUUCUCCUUCUCUCUCUUACAGCAGAGUCUCUCUCUCGACGAAAUGGGAGAGGAAAAGCCUAAACCAAGCGGAAUCUGGCCUACUGUGAAGCCGUUCGUCAAUGGUGGAGCUUCUGGAAUGCUCGCCACCUGUGUCAUCCAACCAAUAGACAUGAUCAAGGUGAGGAUCCAACUAGGUCAGGGAUCAGCUGGGUAUGUUGCCAAGACGAUGCUCCGUGAAGAGGGUCUUGGCGCUUUUUACAAGGGGCUGUCGGCUGGAUUGCUUAGGCAAGCUACAUACACAACAGCACGACUUGGGUCAUUUAGGAUUCUGACGAACAAAGCAAUCGCUGCUAAUGAUGGGAAACCUCUACCUCUCUAUCAGAAAGCUCUUUGCGGGCUGACAGCUGGAGCAAUUGGAGCAUCUGUUGGUAGUCCAGCAGAUUUAGCGCUCAUUCGUAUGCAAGCUGACGCCACUUUACCUCUGGCACAACGCCGCAACUACACGAAUGCAUUCCAUGCACUCUAUCGUAUUGUAGCUGAUGAAGGGGUUCUGGCACUCUGGAAAGGCGCGGGUCCCACUGUAGUCAGAGCAAUGGCAUUGAAUAUGGGCAUGCUCGCUUCUUAUGAUCAGAGCGUCGAAUUUUUCAAGGAUUCUCUAGGUUUUGGUGAAGCCAGUACGGUAGUGGGGGCGAGUGCUGUUUCAGGAUUCUUUGCAUCGGCUUGCAGUUUACCCUUCGACUACGUUAAAACCCAAAUACAGAAAAUGCAGCCCGAUGCCACAGGGAAGUAUCCAUACACUGGUUCUUUGGAUUGUGCAAUGAAGACUCUCAAAGCGGGAGGACCAUUCAAAUUCUACACAGGAUUUCCUGUCUACUGUGUUAGGAUCGCACCCCAUGUCAUGAUGACGUGGAUAUUCUUGAACCAAAUCCAGAAGCUGGAGAAAAACAUUGGAUUGUAGAAUUCCCGCGAAGGAAUUCUUCUUCAGUGGAGUUGGGCUUUAACCAUUGUAGUAAGAUUUCGGCUGUGUACUGUAGUUGAGGCCGGUUUUGGCACUUAACAGGUCUUGAUCAACUCCUUAAGGAGAUUUUAUGCUGCGAUUUGAAUUGGGUAUAAUAAGAAUUCAUGGGCACUGUAUCCGAAACCACACUGAGGUGAUUUUUCUUUUGGGUUGACAGUAGUCUUGAAUUUGCUAUUUUGCAAGUACAUGUUUUAAGGGAUUUUAGAGAACUUUUAGCAUUGAAAAUUCCAGCUCAAAGCUCCAUUGCUAGCUUUAAGCGUGUUUUGCA